Messenger RNA from Lotus japonicus, 1573 nucleotides. RefSeq names its product 26S proteasome regulatory subunit 6B homolog. NCBI's taxonomy places the organism in Eukaryota, Viridiplantae, Streptophyta, Magnoliopsida, Fabales, Fabaceae. The record is from RefSeq and is a predicted model, not a curated record. Gene Ontology annotation, molecular function: ATP binding; proteasome-activating activity; ATP hydrolysis activity. Gene Ontology annotation, cellular component: proteasome regulatory particle, base subcomplex. The transcript is spliced from 6 exons. The coding region runs from base 107 to 1357 and encodes 416 amino acids. Gene Ontology annotation, biological process: proteasome-mediated ubiquitin-dependent protein catabolic process.
GAAAAGAAAAUCAAAUCAAAAGCAAUUCCAAUCCCACACUCACUCCGAAACCCAAACCCUAUUCCCUCAAAAUCCUUCGAUUUUCCCCAAUUCUUCACCAACAACCAUGGGAUCCUCAGCGAUGGUGCUAGACCCAAAACCCCUAUCGGAGCCACCACCGUCCCUUCAGUCAGCGAAAUCGGAUUACCUCUCCGGCGCCGACGCCGAUGAAGACGACCUCUACAGCCGCCUGAAGACGCUGCAGCGCCAGCUCGAGUUCAUCGAUAUCCAAGAGGAGUACGUGAAGGAGGAGCAGAAGAAUCUGAAGCGCGAGCUUCUCCGCGCGCAGGAGGAGGUCAAGAGGAUCCAAUCGGUUCCCCUUGUCAUCGGCCAGUUCAUGGAGAUGGUUGACACGAACAACGGCAUCGUUGGCUCCACAACGGGAUCCAACUACUACGUUCGGAUCCUCAGUACUAUUAACCGUGAGCUCCUCAAGCCUUCUGCCUCCGUCGCCCUCCACCGCCACUCCAACGCCCUCGUUGAUGUUCUCCCGCCGGAGGCUGAUUCCAGUAUCUCUUUGCUUAGCCAAUCUGAGAAGCCUGAUGUCACUUACAAUGACAUUGGAGGGUGUGAUAUUCAAAAGCAGGAAAUUCGUGAGGCUGUGGAGCUACCCCUUACACAUCACGAUCUAUACAAACAGAUUGGUAUUGAUCCUCCUCGUGGUGUUCUACUAUAUGGCCCCCCUGGCACGGGUAAAACAAUGCUUGCAAAAGCUGUGGCAAAUCAUACUACUGCGGCCUUCAUCAGGGUUGUGGGAUCUGAGUUUGUGCAGAAGUAUCUUGGUGAGGGUCCUAGAAUGGUUCGUGAUGUAUUUCGUCUUGCAAAGGAGAAUGCCCCUGCAAUUAUAUUUAUCGAUGAGGUUGAUGCGAUAGCUACUGCUAGAUUUGAUGCCCAAACUGGAGCUGAUAGAGAAGUACAGCGUAUCCUCAUGGAACUGUUGAAUCAGAUGGAUGGUUUUGACCAAACUGUGAAUGUUAAAGUCAUAAUGGCAACUAAUCGGGCUGACACUUUGGAUCCUGCACUUCUGCGUCCUGGAAGGCUUGAUCGGAAAAUUGAGUUCCCUUUACCUGAUAGGCGCCAAAAGAGGCUUGUAUUUCAGGUUUGCACUGCCAAAAUGAACUUGGGUGAUGAAGUAGACCUUGAGGAUUAUGUUUCUCGACCUGACAAAAUCAGUGCUGCUGAGAUACAAGCUAUUUGCCAAGAAGCAGGAAUGCACGCUGUUCGUAAGAAUAGAUAUGUCAUACUGCCAAAGGACUUUGAGAAGGGUUAUAGGACAAACGUGAAGAAGCCCGAUACUGACUUCGAAUUUUACAAGUGAUGAUGAGGGUUUCUUGCAUAGCUUUUUUAUUUGUGUGAUUAUGCGUGGGACUGGAGAAUGCAUGCAUAAAUCUAGUGUAAUUGUAGGCCAUACCGAUAUUUAUGAUUAUGAGAAAUGUUGCAACAUUUAUGAUUCUGGCAAACUUUUCAUCUUACUAUGUAAUGUACAUUAUUUGAUUUACCGAAUAGAUUAAUUGUGGCAGCUUAAUAUUGAGUA